Myxocyprinus asiaticus (Chinese sucker) is the source of this 2235-nucleotide messenger RNA. RefSeq names its product RNA polymerase II-associated factor 1 homolog. Gene Ontology annotation, molecular function: RNA polymerase II complex binding; chromatin binding. Bases 125 to 1684 code for a protein of 519 amino acids. The transcript is spliced from 13 exons. Gene Ontology annotation, biological process: transcription elongation by RNA polymerase II. NCBI's taxonomy places the organism in Eukaryota, Metazoa, Chordata, Actinopteri, Cypriniformes, Catostomidae. The record is from RefSeq and is a predicted model, not a curated record. Gene Ontology annotation, cellular component: Cdc73/Paf1 complex.
UGCGUGCGGGGCGGAAGUCAAAUACACGCUACGGUUGUUAAACUCGUCCAAAUUCUUUAUUAUUAAACAAUUGUGCGCUAUUAUUCAUCAUUCGUGUGGACGAAUCGCAUUUAUUUCGCCCUUCAUGGCUCCCACUAUUCAAACACAAGCGCAGCGGGAAGACGGACACCGGAGUUCAGCGCACAGAAGCGUCUCAGAGAGAUCUGGUGUGGUGUGCAGAGUGAAAUAUGCCAACAGUCUUCCUGAUAUCCCGUUUGAUCCGAAGUUCAUCACAUAUCCGUUUGACCAGCACAGGUUUGUGCAGUAUAAAGCCACAUCACUAGAGAAACAACACAAACACGAGCUGCUCACUGAACCUGAUCUCGGCGUCACAAUCGACCUUAUUAACCCUGAUACAUACCGCAUCGACCCGAACAUUCUGUUGGAUCCUGCUGAUGAGAAACUUCUGGAAGAGGAGAUUCAGGCUGCAUCCAGCUCAAAGAGGUCACAGCAGCAUGCGAAGGUGGUGCCGUGGAUGAGAAAGACGGAGUACAUCUCCACAGAGUUCAACAGAUAUGGCGUCUCCAACGAGAAGGUGGAAGUGAAGAUCGGUGUGUCAGUGAAGCAGCAGUUCACAGAAGAGGAGAUCUAUAAGGACAGAGACAGUCAGAUCGCUGCUAUUGAGAAGACGUUUGAGGACGCACAGAAAUCUAUUUCUCAGCAUUACAGUAAACCCAGAGUCACACCAGUGGAGGUUCUGCCUGUGUUCCCUGACUUCAAGAUGUGGAUUAAUCCGUGUGCUCAAGUCAUCUUUGAUUCUGAUCCGGCACCUAAAGAUGUUUCUGCACCAGCGGGAGUGGAUAUGAUGUCACAGGCCAUGAUCAGGGGUAUGAUGGAUGAAGAGGGGAAUCAGUUUGUGGCGUACUUCCUGCCGAACGAGGACACGAUGCGCAAACGCAAGAGAGACGUCGAAGAGGACUUGGAGUACAUGCCUGAUGAAGUGUACGAUUAUAAAAUCGCUCGUGAGUAUAACUGGAACGUGAAGAACAAGGCCAGUAAAGGAUACGAGGAGAAUUAUUUCUUCAUCUUCAGAGACAGCGAUGGAGUUUAUUAUAAUGAGCUGGAGACCAGGGUGCGUCUGAGCAAGCGGCGGGCGAAGGUUGGCGCUCAGUCAUCUAUGAAUGCUGUGUUGGUGUGUAAACACAGAGACAUGAACGAGAAAGAGCUGGAAGCUCAGGAGGCCCGCAAAGCUCAGCUGGAGAAUCACGAGCCGGAGGAUGAAGAGGAAGAGCUGGACCUGGACAAAGACCUGCAGGACUCUGGUAAAAUCAUCAUCAUCAUUAGACAAGUACUGUGUGUGUGUGUGUGUGUGUGUGUGUGUUUAUUAAUGUGUGUGUGUUCAGGUGAGGAGAGAGGUCAGGCGAGUGACAGCGAAAACUCAGUGAGUGAGUCUGAUCGUGAGGAAGAGGAGCGUCCGGCUGAUGAAGAUGAGGAGGAGGAGGAGGGUCCCAAGCGUCGUGAGAGGAAGAGCAGCGGCAGCGAGAGUGGAGACGACCGGCAGGCUCGUGAUGAAGAGGAGAUCUUCGGCUCUGAUGAUGACAGUGAGGAAGACGAGGGUGGGCGAGCGAGGAGCGCCAGCAGCAGUGUACAGCAGAGCGGGAGUGAGAGAGCGAGCGACUCGAGUGACGGCAGCGACAGCGAAUGAGAGACUGACACGUCACACGCACACAAACACACUCUGUUUCCAUAUCACCUGGAACAAUCGCUGCCAUUUCCUGUUUCUUCUGCUUAUAUUUUAUAAUUAAAAUUCUGUCAUCAUUUACUCACCCUCACGUUGUUCUAAACCUUUAUUAAGCUCUUGUGGAACACAAAAGGGGAACCUUUGCCGAAUGUUAGUUUCAGUCACCAUUUGAUUGUAUGGACCUUAUGCAGUGAAAGUAAAUGGUGACUGAGGCUGUCAAAGGGUUUUGGAACGAUAUGAGGAUGAGUAAAUGAUGACAGAACUUUCCUUUUUGUUUGAAAUUUCCCUUUAACUUCUAAAUGACAGUUCACACUAAUGCUGUCCAGAAAAAUUACAAAUUAUUUCAUUUUCUCACCCAAAUCUGUCUGUGUUGUUUCAGAUCGUUUCAUCACUCUUUGUGUCUUUAAAUGUGGACUGAACAGUGUACAACAGCGAUUUGUUUCAGUUGUAAUUCAUUUGAAUAUCAGAUGUUGUGAUGUGAGAUGAACUGAAUGAAUACAGACUAUAGAGUUUCA